Molecule: messenger RNA, 4044 nt
Organism: Colletotrichum scovillei
Lineage: Eukaryota; Fungi; Ascomycota; Sordariomycetes; Glomerellales; Glomerellaceae
Exons: 2
Coding region: 838-3864 (1008 amino acids)
Source: RefSeq, a predicted model, not a curated record
GUCCUUCCUCAGGUGGGAAGUAAGGUGAGGUAGGUACCUUACCUUAAAGUAUUCAACACUGGCAGGCCGCAGCACACCAUUGGAUUGCACUACGACUGGAAUUUGAUCAUAAGAUGCUCGGCUGAGGAUUCUGGCCUUGAUUUGGUUGGUUCGUUCUUUCAUUCGGACAAGACGACGCAUCUUUCCAUAUAGGCGACCAACCCCAACAAGGCCUCAAGCUUACCGCACCAUCCCGUCCCAGACAUCCGGUCACUCUUUCCACAUCACAUCCCCUUUUUCUCGCUGGGAAGCCACUGCGUCGUUGCCAACCAGACUAGCGACUUGGGGCGUAGCUUGGAGACGCCAACCAUUUGUCUACUCUCUCUCUCGUGUCUCCCUAAAUCAGGAACAUCGACUCGGUAGAGCCAAGCCACUUUUUCUGGCCCUUGUGCCGCCGGCCGCGCUUACGUCUACGCCUACUCCAUUACACCUCUUUAUUCUCUCCAGGUCUGCUCAUCAUACUUUUCCCGCCCGAUGGCCGUUGGAUUUCUCCAUUUUUCGCAUCCCAAUUUCUCUUCUCUCUUUCUGCUCGUCACUGCUCUUGCUGUUGACUUGGACGAAGCUGGCCAACGUGCGAGAAUCGGCAACUGGUUGCACUGAUUCACACCUUCCGCCUUUUAUCGACGUUUUCUUCAGUUCGCUAGCAAGAUCUUUCCGACUAUCGAAUACACUCAAUUGCGUUACUUGAACGCUUCAUCUCACCUCUUCUCCGCGACUACCACAUAAUUCAUAAUCGGCUCAUCCGUUCGCGACUUCACGCCUCUAUCAAUAUUCAUCUCCCCCGGACGACUCUCCCCAAUGGCCGAGCCUGCUGAAUAUCAUGGCGGCCUCGUUGCCUUCGAGGGUCCCCACGACCUCGUUUCGACUCAGCUCCGUCUUCUACCUACAUCAUCGCAAAUUGCCAUCCUCCCCAGCGUCAAGGAAUUUCUCGAGCCCGAGAACCCCGAUGAGCCGUUUGAAGCGCGCAAGUUUAUCAGGCGAGUUCACAAUGCUGUCGCCAAGAGAAGGGACACCGCUUUGGAAUUCUUGAAGGAUUCGACCCCCAAGCGUAAGAGACUGGUCUUCAUGAAUGGGGGUACGCCCAGCGCGCAGACGGUCUGCAUCAGAGCCAUCUCUCGGAAUGAGACAGAGGGAGAUAUAUCCAAAGCCGAAGCAAUCUUCAACGACCUUGUUAAAGGUGGCGUUGCCGGCCUCGAGGACCCCGCCAACUCAAGCGGCUCGUUCCUUGAUACCUCAGAGGAAAUAAGCGAGGAUCCCAUCACCAGAGCUAUGCGUGCUGCCGAUGCUCUCGACCGGGAAACUGCAAACUUACAGCCUUCCAGCGACAUCGACCUCACCACUCCUGCCGGCCGUCCGCGCCCGAGAAGCAUGAGCCUACCCAUGUAUAGCUUCGCCGAUACCUUUGGUGAUAUGGCAUCCUUCUACGUCUUUGGUGGCCAAUUCAGUGAAGAUCAUAUCAAGGAGGAGGGGCAAGUCGAGGCUACGACUCAACAUCAUGGCCCAACACCUAGACUCGCCAUCACGGAUUUUGACGAGCUUGAAAGAGUCUCCGGUGAAGGCUUUGAUAGUGACGGCAAACCCAUCGUCACUGCUCCAUUUCGGUCUCCAAGCUGUGUGGGCGAGGCAUAUGAGCGGGAUGAUGUAUUUUCAUCUUCUUCACCCAACGCUCCUGGCCUUCUCGACGUGGCAUCUCCCAGAUCUGACGUCUUCAGCAUCCGUUCGACAGAGCCAAUAUACAUCGAACAAGCCUCACUCGUCCGUAUGAAGUCAUCCGCCUCUUCCAGGACUUUGAAGCGAUCACAGUCGAUUAGCCAUCUUCAUCGAAGCAACUCUCGCUACAGGGACACUCUCAUGCGGCUGAAGCCUAAGGAGCAAAGUACUGCUGAGAGAACUCACAACGAGAAGCCCCCCGCUGAGAACUUGUUGCUUUCCGCUGAGAAGACUGCUGCCGAGAAGGUUGCCGAGGGUCGCCCUGUGUCGGUAGUUGAACUCAUCGAAGACGCCGAAAAACGCGAAAGUAGCGCUAAGCGCGUCGAAGGCCCGAAGACAAUCUAUGUCAAAGCAGCCCGGCCAAACAAAGGAGUCAACAAGGCAUUGCCGCCCCCUCCACCUUCCGAGAAGAGACUGCGCAAACGUAAGCAUACCAAGUCUAGGUCGAAAUAUGUCGACAGAGGAACCGAUGCCGAAGAUGUCGAACUGAAUGAGACGCCGUUCCGACCUGUCCUGCCGUUCUAUGAGGACCUGGUCAUUCACUUCAAGGACGACAGUCCAGACCCAAUCCUGGAAUACAUGAUCAAGGCUUUCAGAGAAGGUGUUUAUCCUGUUACACUGCCUUCUUCUGCUUCCUCCGGCACGUCUACUGCGGAUGGUGACAGAUCGACCCCGCAGACUCCAACAUGGCAACUGGCCGAGCCUGAAGUCGCACAGUUCACGUCCACGACGAAGGUCAGCACAGAAGAGUACGACCCUUUCUCCUACCAGGGUCCGACCUACACUGCGAAGCCAGUCCAGCCUUUCACUCGGACUGUGAUAAGAUCAGCUUUGCCGACGCCUGCGCAUACACCUCCGCCCACGGUAUCCGAGUCGGAGGAUAAGUUCCACGAUUUCAACGCCGUGCACGGUCAGACGGCUGUAGCCAUGCAGAACUCCCUCAGAUCAGUGCUUAACAUCUACUUCCCACCCAAGGGAAGAGGAUUCUCCCAAUUCAACUUUCCGUUGCUUCCCGAGAUGGACGCGUUGUGGAAGCCGAUAUUCCGGGACGUUGAGCCUGGUGGAAGUCCAAGAAAAGACAAUCACCGGAUAGACCAAAUCUUGGCCAUAGGUGCGCAACGUGGGGUCAAGAGAACAUUUGUCUCUGGAGUGACCAGUCAGCUUGAGAAGUUGGGCACAAAGUCGAGCGGCAUUUCGAGGACCGGCAGGCUGGAUUUCCGAUAUCUCAUUGCGAACGCGAUGCAGUCCUUCACCGCACAGCCGCUGGCCAACCAGACUCAAGACAACCCCUUCACCAACUCAUAUCUUCUGGCGACGCUUAUCAUUCCUCAUCUCGAGACUUUCUUUGCUGCGCACUCCGAAGUCCGCUUUCUGAUUCUCGACUACCCUCCCGAUCAUCUUGCCACCAUCCUCGCUUUGCAGAAGUUGGUCGGUGUCGACUUGAUGAAAGUUGCCCAAGUUAUUGAUGCUCAGGCCAAGGAGCCACUUCCCUUCACUCAUGUUCGAGGUAGCUCCUUGGGGCGUAUCCCUACUGUGAGUGACUUGGCUUCGAGUUCAAGCUCACUCCAGUCCAAGGGAUCGAGAUCUGCCGCAUCGACAUCUUCGCGAGAUGGGCUGGCAGUUUCCAAGGCCAACUUUCUCCUCGCAUCCACCGCAACAGAGGCGGAAGUUGCGACUUUUGUGUCCACUAUCUGGAAGAUUCUGAUCAACAUCUCCAAGUUUUACCUGCCUGAAGAAAGCAAGAAGCUUGAAGAGAGUAUCAUCAAGAGCAAGCGGCAAUCCGGGAACUUCUCGGCAUUCCCACAGGUUUCGAUGAGCCCUCCGAUGUCUCCGCCAUCCUCCAGUGGCCGCAAGGCCGCGAAUAGGGCAUCAGGCUCUAUCAAAACUUCAGUCCGACCUUCUUCCAUCGCAGAAACAAUCAUGAGUCGGCGUUUCAAGUCACGACGAGGCGACAGGAAAAGCGUCGGCGAUGUCGCAUCCAUCUUGACCGUCGAUAUGGACUACGAGAGCGAUCUAGACAUCGAGGAAAGACGUUUGAUGCCCAUGUUCUUGAAGAAGAAUCAGGUCCGGAAGGGAAAUAGCCGCAAGGCCCUUAAGUUUCUCGGCCUAGCUUGAUAAGUCACUUUGUGACUUUGUACCGUUACUUUUCUCUGUAUGGCCAAGGAAUUUGUCCCUGCAUCUUUUUUCAUUUUCUUUGGAAUGACCCCAUCACGACGUUUCAUGCUCAGUCUCAAUACCAUGGCAUAAGGAGUUGUAUCAUGUUCGAAGAAGAGCCACAUCAUGUCGAAGGGGGGA